AUGCCUCCAAUUCAAAAAGGCUCGACCGUACUAGUCACUGGCGCAAAUGGCUUCAUCGGUAGCCACAUCGUUGACCAGCUCCUCCAGCUAGACUACAAGGUUCGCGGCACCGUCAGAACAGAAGCGAAAGGCAAAUGGGUCCAGGACUUCUUUGACAACAAGUAUGGUCAAGGUAAACUCGAGCUUGUCGUUGUGCCUGCCAUGGGCGUGAAAGGCGCCUUCGACGAUGCUGUCAAGGGCUGCGAGGGAGUCGUCCACGUCGCGACCAACAUUUCCUUCUCCAAGAACCCCAACGAGGUCAUCCCAGACGUCAUUAACGGUGUCACCCACACUCUCGAUGCCGCCAACAAGGAACCCUCGGUCAAGCGAUUCGUCUUCACAUCGUCUUCUACCGCUGCAACCAACCCUAUCCCCAACAAGGAGUUCAACGUUGACCAGUCGUCGUGGAACCAAUACGCCAUCGACAAGGCCUGGGCUGAUCCACCCUACACCGAGGCCGACAGAGCUUGGAACGUCUAUGGCGCUAGCAAGACCCAGGGAGAGCAGGCUGUAUGGAAAUAUGUCAAGGAGAACAACCCUCACUUCGAGUGUAACACCAUUCUCCCUAACGCAAACUUCGGCCCUAUCCUCGACAAGAGUCAGGAUGCAAGUACUGCUGGGUGGAUCAGGGACAUUUUCACGAAGGGGUUCGCACCUCAGCUUGAGCAGAUUCCACCUCAAUGGUUCGUCAACGUCCAGGACACCGCACGCCUGCACGUCGCCGCUCUCAUUGAUGCCGACAUUAAGAAUGAACGUGUCUUCGCCUACGCCGAGCCUUUCAAUUGGAAUGACGCCCUCGCCGCCAUGCGCAAAGCUCGUCCCGAUAGUGAGGUCCCGGAAGACCGCAAGGACAACAGCAGGGAUUUGAGCAAGAUUCUGCCUCAAGCUCGUGCUGAAGAGAUCCUCAAGAAGAACUUCGGUCAGGACAAGUUCAUUGGACUAGAGGAGUCUAUCGAGGCCAACAUUCAGAAUCUGUAG
Molecule: messenger RNA, 1017 nt
Organism: Aureobasidium namibiae CBS 147.97
Lineage: Eukaryota; Fungi; Ascomycota; Dothideomycetes; Dothideales; Saccotheciaceae
Product: NAD(P)-binding protein
Exons: 3
Coding region: 1-1017 (338 amino acids)
Molecular function (GO): oxidoreductase activity, acting on the CH-OH group of donors, NAD or NADP as acceptor
Source: RefSeq, a predicted model, not a curated record